UUUGGCGAGCGAGGAUAAACGCAAAACUGUGUGUGAGAAAGAGAAAAAGACAGCGAUGUUGAGAGGAAUCGAAAGAUGCUGUAGAAGUGGCGGCUUCUACAAUGUGCGAGAGUGAGGUGCACCAUACUAGGGAGCUUUUUGUCUCGCUUUAUCCUACUUUGAGCAGCCAACGAAUGGUAGUGAUCCACACGGGGAAAUUUUAACUUCAAUUUAGUUGAAAGAGUUUUUAAUAAUUGUUUUAUUUUUAUUUAAAAUUAUGCUCAAAUUCUCACGGAUAUUGUAUUUAUUCCCAAAUUGAUGGUAAAUGGUGUUUCAUGGCUUUUUUUAUAACAUCCAAUACCAUAUGUAUGCACUCAAAAAAUUGAAGAAAAUUAUAAAAAUCUUAGUUUUGAGCCAGCUAAAACAUCUUGCCUCCAUACACCUUGGCACACCGAGAAACGUCAAAGGCCGAAUGUUUCGUUUGUUUACAUUGCAUACUGAGCCAAACAAUUGCUCCCUACCCGUACAAAACGAUUAUUUCGGACACACUUGUUUCCCGGCUAUUUCGGCAAUGAACGAGACAAGGAAGCGAUCACGGAAGAAGACGAUCUGGAUGACCGAGGACGAAACGUUGAAUCUCAUCUCGGUCAUACGGGAGCAUCGGUGCCUGUGGGACCGGACGUACAGGAUCAACAACCAGCAGCCGAGCCGGGACGAAGCGUGGGAGACCGUCUCGCAAACCGUGGGCUGCAGCGCAUACGAUCUGAUGGAAAAGUGGCGAUCGCUGCAGUCCUCGUACAGGAAAUGCAAAAUGCGUUGCAGAACUGUUGGACCCGACUCGGUAACCUGGGUGUACUUUCCAGCCAUGAAAUUCCUGGACGGGCCAAACGACGACGAAGAACAGAGCAGUAUAAAUCCUCGAAAGAUGCGUGUGGUGUGCAAAGGUCCCAACAAUAUUAAUCCAGUGCGCAAAUUGAAGCUAAAAAUGCGAAGGAACCUAUUUCCAAACAGCGUCACACAACGACAACCGAUGCAAGACAACCCUCCCACGGCAUUGAAUCAACCCGAGCCACCCGUCGAUGGUGUAGUAAAAAAUGAACCGGCAAUGGAUUCACCAUCUCCACCAGCACCGCCACCCGAUUUCGCUGCCGCUCACAAUGAGGUUGAGAGAUUGGAAGAAUGUUCAGCUCGCCCUCCCGAACCGAAACAGAUUCCUCGCAACCAAACGCACCAUUCGAUCAGUAUUCAACCGCAUGCCGUCGGCGAACAGGAUGAAGACUUUUUCUACGUACAAGGCGUAGCGUACCUACUGAAACAGUUUCCGGCUCCAGUGAAACGAAAGCUUCAGAUUGAAAUUCACGACCUGAUCGUAAAGGCGCAGAAGCGGCAGUACGAGCAACAGUUCGGAGAUUCAUUUGACUAAUGGCAAACAAGUACAAGCAGAUGAUACGCGAAUGACAUGACUUAUUUUAAUUGAUUGAACUCUGAAAAUAUGGAAAGGAAACACAGCUCGUGACAGAUAUGGAAUGAAGAUGGAAUUAAGAUGAAAAUAAUUGGAUAACAAAUGAAAAUAAAACUUCAAC
Messenger RNA from Anopheles merus, 1562 nucleotides. RefSeq lists its product as uncharacterized. The transcript is spliced from 5 exons. The coding region runs from base 305 to 1402 and encodes 365 amino acids. Lineage: Eukaryota; Metazoa; Arthropoda; Insecta; Diptera; Culicidae. Gene Ontology annotation, cellular component: transcription regulator complex; nucleus. The record is from RefSeq and is a predicted model, not a curated record. Gene Ontology annotation, biological process: regulation of transcription by RNA polymerase II.